CUAUACUGAACUAGAAGAUUGACUUUAUGCUGUGCGUGCCUGUGUGCAUCAUGAGAUCAAUACUUUUAAUAAGUUUAUACUUUGUGUUUGUAAUACAAACAGCAGAUGGUGUAGUUCAACUAUCUGCCAACCCAGGUGUGAUAGACCUGGGUCUGACGUCAUUGACCGUUAGGUGUGACGUCAACCAGACCAGCCAGCAGAACAUGUCCGCCAUCUUGUCCAUCAUCGUAUCACGUGCUGCCAACAGUUCCAGUUCCUACACAGAGCUGGCCUCUGUGGUCACGUUUCUAGGUCAACGGGUCAAUGUCCUGUCGUCAGAAGGUCUCACCGCCAACGGUUCCAUUCAACCCACCGGUCACUCUUUUCUGGAACUACACUGGGACCAUCCAAGAGAUGUGCAGGCUGGACACUACUUGUGUACAGUGCAAGGUCCAGAUGCUAUCGGACAUAAUAUCGAUUGGAUUGCUGAAACUGACGUCACAACUAGACAUCCUGCCAACGACAAGCUCCUGGACAAGAUACAGCAACUAGAUCAGGACUUGAAGCUGUCCAAUGAAAAACUGGCACAUCUUACUCUCGACCUAUCCAACAUCAACCAGACAACACAAGAUUACAACACGGCCAGAGAUAGAUACAUGCAACAGUUGUUGUUUAGUCCAGGUUUCCGUCACAACAACUCCACCUUCGCAAUUUCCAGAAACGGCUACAUGGAUGUCGACGCUGCGGAGAAUGUGUGCAAGAUUUACGGAGGUUACAUUGUUGAGAUAGACGACGCUGAAGAAUACGCGGCAGUACUGGCGUACUUAAACACCACUAGCUAUGUGAACUCUGUCUAUAUCGGGAUCUACAGAGAUAUCCCACCAGGAGGAUAUAAACUAAGGCAAAGUGGAACAACUGCACCGUUUUUGAUGUUGUCUGAGGAUCAGCCGAGGAUUGGAACAGACUAUGCAUGUGUGUAUCUGUCAAGGAAAUUUAACUGGGAGAUGAUCACGUAUUAUUGCAUUAACUUUUAUCAGGUUUUGUGCGAGUUUCCGCGUGUCGUUUAAAUCGUGUUUAAAUAUUGUUUAAAUAUUGUUUAAAUAUUGUUUAAAUAGUGUUUAAAUAGUGUUUAAAUAUUGUUUAAAUAGUGUUUAAAUAUUGUUUAAAUAUGGUUAAAUAUUAUUACAUCUUGCACAAUUCAACCAAUAUAAAAAUCUUAAAAGUAUCGCUAAAAUUUUGACACUUCUACUUUUUAUUACGUAUCUAAUUUUCAUAUACAGAAGUUUUAAAAAAGAAAACACUACUAUAUACAUUGUCGGUUAAUAUAAAAACAA
This is a messenger RNA of Physella acuta, 1313 nucleotides long. RefSeq lists its product as uncharacterized. NCBI's taxonomy places the organism in Eukaryota, Metazoa, Mollusca, Gastropoda, Physidae. The record is from RefSeq and is a predicted model, not a curated record.